AUGUCUGAUAAUUGCACAGUUCUCUGGGUUAUUCUUCAUUUGCUAGAUUUUUGUAUCAUUUCUUGUGAAAUCUUUUUGGCUUUAUUUUUCCUGUUUUCUUUUCUGAUUAUUCUUCUUGUCUUCCAAAGUUUUUUUUCACUUUUUGCAUCACGUUUGUUUUUUCAUUCCUAUAUCAUCUCCUUUUUCCAUCAUUUCCAUACUUGCCUCUUUUUUCAUUUCUUUUCUAUUUCAUUCUUCCAUUUAUUUUCAUUCUUUUCCUCUGUCAUCCUUCCAUCUAUUUUCAUUCCUUUUUCUCCUUCAUCCUUCCAUCUAUUUUCAUUCCCUUUUCUCCUUCAUUCUUCCAUCAACUUUCAUUCCUUUUUCUCCUUCAUCCUUCCAUAUAUUUUCAUUCACCUUUUCUCCUUCAUUCUUUCAUCUAUUUUCAUUCACCUUUUCUCCUUCAUUCUUUCAUCUAUUUUCAUUCACCUUUUCUCCUUCAUUCUUUCAUCUAUUUUCAUUCACCUUUACUCCUUCAUUCUUCCAUCUGUUUUCAUUAUCUUUCCUCCAUCCAUCUACUUUCAUUCUCUUUUCAUCUUCAUUCUUCCAUCUAUUUUUAUUCUCUUUCCAUCUAUAUUUUUUCCUGUUCAUUCUUCCAUUUAUUUUCAUACAUUUUCUCCUUCAUUCUUUCAUUUGUUUUAUUCCCUUUCCUCUUCCCUCUAUUUUCAUUCCUUUUCCUUCAUUCUUCCCUCUAUUUUCAUUACUUUUCCUUCCAUCUAUUUUCAUUCCUAUUUCUUCAUUCUUCCAUCUAUUUUCAUUCCUAUUUUCUUCAUUUUUUUACUGUUUGCUAUCAUUUUCUUUUUUCUCUCUUUAAUUCUUUCAUCUUUCAUUCUUCUGUUUUUCAUUUUUUUUUUCUUUUAA
This is a messenger RNA of Acanthosepion pharaonis, 897 nucleotides long. The record is from the annotation of a GenBank genome assembly. Lineage: Eukaryota; Metazoa; Mollusca; Cephalopoda; Sepiida; Sepiidae.